AUGCAGCAUUCACGAAAUACGAGCAUGGCCGGAUCAGCCGCUUCCACGAGCCCCUUGAGCCCGGAGCUCAUUGCCUCCCUCGGUCGCGGUGCGUUUGACGAGGCGACCCUUCCUGCCAAAUUCGACCCUCUCGAUACACACUCAGGUUAUUCGACACCAUCCGGGAUAUCCGCCACUCAUGCGUUGCCGCCAACGUUGAGUACGAUCCAAGACAAUGACACAGCACUGAGGGAUGUGAGCCCCGCCGCCAUACUUCACAACCGAAUGAACUCCGGAGGAAAACCAAGACGCGAGCGGUCGGAUAGUCGUUCACAGUCCAAACAUCACUCGGAGUCAAAGACUGUUGGGGAAUAUGCAUUGCACCACUUGUUCAACUCAUUUGUUGGACAGGCAGACAACAAGAUCAAUCAGGCUAUCAUGAAGAUGGGGGAAUCCGAUGCUCCCGUGGAGGAGGUUUGCGGUCCAGGAGCAGAUCCGACAUUUGAUCAAUUGAUAUCGGCAUUAGGACAUAUCGCUCGGCAGAAACCGAAACCUCUGAUUGAUACAAUUAUGUUCUGGCGCAAGGCUAAAGGAGAUGCUGCUAUUACAGCGAGACAGAUGUUGAAUGAGCAAAGAGCCUCGCCCGCUGCCACAGAGAAUAUCCCCCUCUUGCGCCGCAAUACCGAGCCGACACAGCCUGCUGAUCCCGCUGCUACUGCCGAACGGGCGCAGCACUCGACGCCCGUUAUCGCUCGUCCGGACGAAGUCGCUUUAAUAGAGCGACGCGCAACGGUCUCGGUAUACUUAGUCUGUCGAGUCUUGAUUGAGAUCUUCAACCAAAGUAGCCUGGCUUCAAUCACUUUCGACAUGGCGGAUCGCCUAGAAGACAUCGUGUUUGGCCAGGUGAAGACAUCUGAUCCGGACCAGAUCUCGGCCUCACCUCUGCGGAUGGCUAAUUGGCGAAUCUAUGGCCAGUUGCUGGGGAUCAUGAGUGAAUCCAAUUUCUCCGGUGUCGCUGGUCGUUACUUGACGGAACUCGAGCGCUAUCAGAAGGAGGAAGCUACCCGGGGGCCAUCUCGCGAGGGCGAUUCAAAGUCGGAAUUGCUGAUCCUCUGUAUGCGAUAUCUACGUUUGCCUAUGACUUCAGAAGGAUGGCCCAAGUCUUGCGAUUUCAUGCGAUCGUUGGCACGCUUGUUUGUCAAUGCUCACGGGCAGCGUAUCAAACAGGCAUACUGCUACGUGAUUGAAAAACUUCUUCUCCCUGUCGCUGCCAACCCGAGCUGUGAUCUCUCACUACCUCGGUGGAAGGAAUUCGUGGACCUGAUCCAACCGCGCCUGACACAGCUUCUUAUCAAGCCUCGUCAUUGGACAUCUUCCUUUUCGUUGAAUGUGCUGUUGCUUUGCAUCUCCAACAAAGAGACCUUCUCUUCCCAAUGGCUCUCGAUGAUUUCGAGCUUGCCUGCACGUCUGAAGGACCGCCCUACUCGUGCACCCGCCCUCCACGCCAUCUGCCGUCUGGUCUGGACAUAUUUCUUCCGCUUCUCCGACUCCCCCACAACCGCUCUUCGCAAGGUUGAAGAAGUGGCAAAGAUUGCCCUGCCGACCGGCAGGAGAACGUACAUGAGCGCAGAGCCGGUCUUUGCCGAUCCGUUGAUCCAGCUGAUUCAAAUCAUCGGUUUCAAGCAUCCGGAUGUCUGUUUCCGUAACAUUAUUUUUCCUUUGAUCAACUCAGAUCUGUUUCUAUCUGGCAGAGAGUUGAAGAUAGAACAGAUGGAGCCGGAGAAAAUGGUCAUCGGAAUCCGCGCUUUCCUGGCUACGAUGUCUGAUCUGGAGACAAGUGACCAAUUGUGCCCUCCGAUCCCGACUGGCUCGCUCCCAAAUCCUUUCACCGACGUUUCAACUCCUGUGUAUUUCCAUCGACCCCAACUGCUUAAAGAGUACAAAGCGCCUAGUGCUUCUCAGAAGCAAGACCCAACUUCAUGGCAACCUGUCAAUACCGCGAGACUAAGUGAUAAUGUGAAGGAAUACUAUUUCCGAUUUUGCGAAGUUUUAGGCAAGAUCACUUUGCUCUGUGAUAACACAUUCGGUGGGCAAGCAGUUCUGGACGAGAAGUUCGGUGGAACUACGCCCAAAACUCCAAUAUCAGAAGCUUUCAGCUUCGGUCGUCGUGGUGAUGACCAUGUCACAACACUGGAUCAGAAACAAGGAUUCUAUGAUCUGCUCCACGUGGCAGUCCAAGCCCUUCCUCGCUGUCUCUCCGACCAUAUCCCAUUCAAUUCGCUCAUCAAUCUUCUUUGCACGGGAACUGCCCAUGUCCAGUCAAAUAUCGCUACUUCCUCAGCGGAGUCGCUGAAGGCCAUUGCGCGGCAAUUGCACGCCCAACAAGUUACAAUCGGCUUUGCUAGGUUCAUCUUCAAUUUUGACGAGCGCUAUUCCACCAUGUCAGACGAAGGAAUGCUUGGACCGGGUCAUAUCGAGUCCACUUUGAGACUAUACGUCGAGUUACUACAAAUCUGGAUUGACGAGAUCAAACAAAAAACGAAGGGUGCAGCAGCGAUGGAUCAGCUGGAGAGAUCCAUUUCUGGUAGUCGAGCCCUGCACCUCGAUUUAUCGAGUGUCCUCGCCCACGUGGAGGAGAUUGAGUCACAUGGGCUCUUUUUCUUGUGUUCUCAGUCAAGACGUGUUCGAGCCUUUGCCAUCACUGUCCUGCGGUUGAUCACCGAAUUUGACAGCGCUCUUGGAAAAGAAAACACAAGAAUCAUUCGGAUCCUUGAGGCUGAUUCUCAGCAAAUCCUAGAUGUGAAUGAUGAGCAUCUGACUGUGGCAGAGCGGAGCCGAAUCCAAAAGGGUAAAAGAAGAAGCGCCUCUCAAAAUACUCUUAUCGAACUGUGCAGCAGUGAAGUCUCUUAUGAUUCAACAUUGUGGGCUAAGGUAUUUCCCAACAUCAUCCGCGUCAGUUUUGAGACUUGCCCGUUCGCUGUAACCCUAGGAAGGGAGAUUGUAUGUGCACGUCUUGUUCAGAUGCACAAGAUCAUCACAUCUCUUGCUGAGAGCACAAGAGUCCAGCAAUAUGCUCCCAUGGAUGCGUACCAGAAUCGCCCCAUUGGAAGAAACAACAAUCUCACGUCUGAGAUCCUCGUCGAGCAAUGGAAGCUUUACCUGGUCAUGGCCUGCACUACUGUCACUAGUGUCGGGGCUCAAUCGCAAAGUCAGCUGGCAAAUGCCCAGCAUGCGCGCAAAGCCUCCAAGGGAGCUCAUCAGUCUCAAGACAAGAUCAGCUCCGCUCGAAGCCUCUUCGCAUUUGUGAUCCCUCUCCUUUCUGCUGAACGAGAUUCCAUUCGCAGUGCUAUUGUUGUUGCUUUGGGAUCUAUUCAUAAAAACCUCUACCGCACGCUUCUUGAGUCUUUGCAGUAUGCCGUCACUACUUGCAAUGAGGAGGCGAAGAUGAGAAUUGGCAACCACUACCGCAGUCCCAGCAGCCCCCGUCGAAACAGGAAGACCGACCGCCUGCGCACCGAGGUCACAAAUGUUUACAAACUCACGUCUCACUUCCUUCAAGAACCCGAGGUUUACAAUGACGACUGGAUCGUCAACAACCUCGUCACAUACGCAAAAGAUAUUCGAAUUUUCCUUAGUGAUGCCGAGGUUCAGAACGACUGGGAAUUCCAGCGCUUGCGAUUCCACUUCUGCGGGCUGAUGGAGGAGAUAUUUGAAGGCAUCAAUCGUGCCAAGGAUCCUUCUCGCUGGAUGCCUUUCGAGUCGCGGAAGUCUGCUUUCUCUCUUAUGGAGGACUGGUGUGGAUACUCGCCAAACCAAUCCCAAAUAUCUGAAAGGGAAGAGAAUAUGCGCAAGUUUUCCAUGACCCGACCAAAUGAGACUGGUGAAAUGAAAAACACUGCUGCUGCGAUGGAGAUUGAGAAGAAGAAUCUACGCGCGGCAGCCUUGAGUGCAAUGGCUUUCCUUUGUGCUGGCCCCAUCAGCAUCACCACCGAAAGCGGUUCUGUCCUCCAAUUCGAUGUCACUCGCAUGCUUUCAUGGAUUGAAAUGAUAUUCAACACCGUCAGUGAUAAAUGGCAUGCCAUCGGCCGCCGGGCCCUUAAGAACCUCAUCAUUCACAAUCAGGAACAUUCCUAUCUGAUGGAGCGAUCAAUCGAGAUGUGCUACGUUACUGAGCGGCCCAAGACCAUCGAGAGCUACUUUGAGGUGGUGACGCAGGUGCUUUUUGAAUAUCCAGAUUAUCCGCUCGAAUUCUGGAGAGUCCUAGGGGCAGUCUUGGUGACACUGGGCAAUGAAAAGCGUGAGAUCCGAAUGAAGUCUGCUAAGCUUCUUCGAAAACUAGAGGAACGCCAGCAGAAGAACUCCAGGCUUCAAGACUUCGAUAUUAGUAUCUCAGACAAGACUACCGCUGUGUACAAGCUGGCCCAGUUCGAAAUCUCGAAAAGAUUAGCUAGUCAGCACUCUGACUUGGCAUUCACUAUCUUUUCGGAGUUUUCUUUGCAUUUCCGCAGUCUUCGACCCGAUAGCCAGCGAAAUAUGGUUGCUGCAAUCCUGCCGUGGGUUCAAACAAUAGAGCUACAGGUUGACCCGAAUGGCGGCCCUACAGCCAAGUCAUACAUGUUGCUCGCAAACCUCUUUGAGAUAACAAUUCGUUGCAGUACAGUCCUGCCUAACCAAGUCCAAGCACUGUGGCAGGCCUUGGCAACAGGCCCUCACGGGGGUAAUGUGCAGCUGGUUCUUGACUUUAUCAUCAGUAUCUGUCUGGAACGCAAAGAGCAAAACUUUGUGGAGUAUGCUAAGCAAAUGGUCGUGUUUUUGUCUGGGACUCCGGCAGGAUCAAAGGUCAUCGAAUUUUUCUUGUUGCAGGUUGUGCCAAAGAACAUGGUGCAAGAGAGGAAAGAACUCACUCCACCUCCUCCUGACAUCAAAAGCCUACCAUAUGUUGCAGACCUUGGAACAGUACUCCCUGUCGGAAACAAACAAGCUGGUCUAUCUCUUGGACAGGUUGCCCUGAUAUUCCUCGUUGAUCUGAUGGUCGCUCCGGUGACUCUCGCUCUGACUGAUGUUGUCAAGCUGAUCCACAUCGUUCUCAUUCUCUGGGACCACUAUACAGUCACUGUGCAGGAGCAAGCUCGCGAGAUGCUGGUACAUCUUAUCCAUGAACUGAUAGCGGCCAAACUUGAGGACGAUGCCCCGGCGGGCGCCCGGCAAUCCGUCGAAGACUUUGUGGAAUCAAUACGUAAGAGCGACCCCGCGGUCGUUUGGGAAUACGAAGAGAAUCAUGGCAAAGAGGAAGAGACCGAUGACCGCCGCGUGCCUGAAUCUAUGGCUUCUGUCACCCGUGACGUCGUCAAGUUCUUUAGCUUUGCUUACGAAGGCGUUGGCGACCUGUGGGCGAAGGAGGCAUUGAACUGGGCCACCUCGUGUCCGGUACGACAUUUGGCAUGUCGAUCGUUCCAGAUCUUCCGCUGUAUCUCGACAUCUUUAGACUCGCGAAUGCUGGCUGAUAUGCUCGCGCGGCUUUCAAACACCAUUGCAGACGAGGAAACGGAUUACCAAACAUUCUCGAUGGAGAUUCUUACUACGUUGAAAAUCAUCAUCAGCUCCCUUGCGCCAUCCGAUCUUCUGGAUUAUCCUCAGCUAUUCUGGACGACAUGUGCUUGUCUCAACACAAUCCAUGAGACUGAGUUUAUCGAGAGUAUUGGCAUGCUUGAGAAAUUCCUUGAUCGGGUCGAUCUCAGUGAUCCAGUUGUGGUGGCUAACCUUAUCGAGGGCCAACCACCAAACUGGGAAGGCGGCUUCGAUGGUCUCCAGGACCUUGUCUUCAAGGGAAUGAAAUCGUCCGAGUGCUUUGAUCGUACACUCGAUCUACUUCAUACUCUCAGUGGUCUUCCAAACAAUGAUCUCAUCGGAGACGGAACUCGACAUUUGUUCACUGUGCUGGCUAACCUACCCCACUUCCUUCAAUGCUUCAAAGAAGGGUUUAGUGACCCCAAACCCAUUGCUCGUGCUAGCAUACUUGCCCGUGUGGCUGAGAAUGAGCGAUGCCCUCGCCUUGCAGCAUCGUUGUUUGGGUUUGCCAACCAGCAGUACAAGACCGCUGGGGUCUUCCUCGACCAUAUCAUCACCGAGAUCAAGUCAUAUUACUUCCCCCAGCUGGACUUCCAAUGUCUCAUCUUCCUCAUGGGACUUCUCACUAACACCACGGAUUGGUUCCGCAUCAAAACAAUGAGGAUCCUCUGUGUCUUGAUUCCCGAGGUAGACAUGCGGCGCAAUGAGGUCACCUGCCAUGGCCCAGAUCUGAUCUCCCCACUACUCCGGCUUCUGCAAACCGAUCUCUGCCCCCAGGCUCUGGAGGUUCUGGAUAAUAUCAUCACGGUCUCAGGAAAUCCAAUGGAGCGCCAACAUCUUCGGAUGAGUAUGGCAUCGGCAGCCUCUUCUCGUGCUAUCCGCAAAGAGUACGAGCGAAUCCAGAGUCUAUACGGAAUUCCUGAACCGACGGGAUGGUCGGUUCCUAUGCCUGCAACCCAGUCAAGCAUGACCCGGCACAACGUUCACGCUGUCUUCUACACAUGUGUUGAGGCCGAAGACAGACAAGAGGAAGAUGUUAUGACACCCAGUGUGGCCUUCCAUGCGGACGACUACAGCGACUCGUUCUUCCCAAUGAGAGCUGAUACCAUGAAAUCAAUCGAUACGCAGAUUGAUGGCAAUAUGGGAGAUAUCGUGCAGAAGCUAGACAGCCUAGAUGACUUCUUCGAGGAUACUGAUACAAUCACCCCUGUGCUGAACCCUAUAGCUCCUCCGAUGUUGCGAGGAUUCACUGGUAAUUAUGUGGAUACCAACGCACAUCUGUACGACCAGCAGACCGCGCCAAUUUUGCGGGAAUCACUCGCUCGGACAGGCUCUACAUCGUCCUUCCAUAAUGGUCUUGCCGAGUCUCGCCCUCCCAACUUUCGCUUCGACGGCCCGGGUGUGUACUCCCCGGUAACGGCGAUACCUCCAAACUCCGCACAGAUAUUCCGAUCUGGUUCCCAUACCCGCUCUGUCACCUCCCCUACCAACAAUCUCUAUGUCCAUACCGCGUCCAAUGCACCCAAUUCCACACUGCCCGUUGGAUUCAGCGAUUCCGCUUUCCUGUCCGAUGAGGAUCCCGACGAGGUGCAUUCGGAUCUAGAGGAGCGCCCGGUGACCAAGAAGGCGAUCACUCCACCUGCACCCAUGAUCCGCAGUGCAACCGAUGGACCACACUCCCUGGAAUCAAUGAUUCGCAGCGGUAUGCGGAGACUGACUGGUGGCGCAGUCAACAGAGAAAAGGAGCGACAGAGGGACCUCCUCCGCGCACAACACCGCGCCAUUGUGCAAACGGCCAAUUCACCUCGUGUCCCAAAGGUGCCUGAGGAAUAUCUCUCAGCACCUACCAGUCACCCGGCAUCACCGAGGUGA
Messenger RNA from Penicillium samsonianum, 7419 nucleotides. Its product is annotated as putative cell morphogenesis protein (PAG1). The coding region runs from base 1 to 7419 and encodes 2472 amino acids. Lineage: Eukaryota; Fungi; Ascomycota; Eurotiomycetes; Eurotiales; Aspergillaceae. Gene Ontology annotation, cellular component: site of polarized growth; cell cortex. Gene Ontology annotation, biological process: cell morphogenesis. The record is from RefSeq and is a predicted model, not a curated record. The transcript has a single exon.